CGCUACCGCGUUCUCCUCUCUCUCUCUCUCCUCACUCCUUAUUUUCUCUGCUUCGGAAACGAAACCUGUGCCACCACCUCUGACCAAAACCGCAAGAAACUUUGCGGCACCCAAGACAAAUUAGAACGCAAACAUUCUGAUCAGAACAAAGUCUAAUUGCCGGAAAUGGGGUUUCUCUUCCUGCCCAUGAUUCGAUCAGUCCCGAAAUUCGUCAGUUUCGCCACCUUGCUCGUCUUUGUGCUUUCUUGCACCAGCACCUUCAUUGCCACAGAAGCGUAUGAUCCACUCGACCCGAACGGAAAUAUCACCAUCAAAUGGGAUAUCUUAAGCUGGACUCCUGAUGGCUAUGUUGCCUCUGUUACACUUUUUAACUUCCAAAAGUAUCGGCACAUUCAGGCACCAGGAUGGUUGCUGGGGUGGACAUGGGCAAAGAAGGAGAUUAUAUGGAACAUGGUGGGAGGAGAAACCACAGAUCAAGGGGAUUGUUCAAAAUUCAAAACAACAAUUCCCCACUGCUGUGAUAAGACUCCUACAAUUGUUGAUCUAUUGCCCGGAACUCCAUACAAUCAACAAUACGCAAAUUGUUGCAAAGGAGGAGUACUUAGUUCAUGGGUGCAAGAUCCAGUAAAUGCUGCAGCUUCUUUUCAAAUAAGUGUUGGUCAAGCAGGAACCACGAACAAGACCGUCAGACUUCCUAAAAACUUCACCCUUAACACACCCGGUCCUGGGUAUACUUGUGGUCCCGCCAAUGUUGUCAAGCCAACUCAAUUUAUCAGUCCAGAUAAAAGGAGAGUCACUCAAGCUAGGAUGACAUGGAAUGUGACGUGCACGUAUUCGCAAUUCCUGGCUCAGGCAACUCCUACAUGUUGUGUCUCUCUCUCAUCCUUCUACAAUGACACGGUAGUGCCCUGCCAAACAUGCUCAUGUGGCUGCCAAAGUAACGCAACUCAUCCAGGAAGCUGUGUAGAAUCAAAUUCCCCCUAUUUGGCUUCAGUUGUCUCAGCCUCCAACAAGCAUAGCUAGCCUCUAGUUACAUGCACUAAUCACAUGUGCCCAAUCCGAGUUCACUGGCAUGUCAAGGAAAACUACCAACAAUACUGGCGAGUGAAGAUUACAGUUACAAACUUCAAUUACCGGAUGAAUUAUUCCGAUUGGAACCUGGUUGUCCAGCACCCAAACUUUGACAAUCUGACCCAGAUUUUCAGCUACAACUACAAGUCGAUAACUCCAUAUGGAAGAAUUAAUGACACUGCCAUGUUAUGGGGAGUUAAGUUCUACAAUGAUGUUCUGAUGCAAUCUGGGCCUCUUGGUAAUGUACAGUCAGAGCUGCUUUUCCAAAAGGGUGAAGCAUUCACAUUUGAUAAGGGUUGGGCGUUCCCUCGAAGGGUCUAUUUCAAUGGUGAUAACUGUGUGAUGCCACCUCCGGAUGCCUAUCCACGGUUGCCAAAUUCUGGUUUCCGGCAGCAUGUCUCUCUACUUACUCUAAUCAUGACUUUUCUAUCGACCGUUGCAGUCAUGUAUGCUUAUGUUUAACCCGAGCUCGAAAAUGUUCCAAUCUAUGAUUUUCAAAGGGUAUAGUACUACAGCUUAGAUGGGAAAUUUUGGAAGCCACUGGAUGUUCUGAUGCGUAUUGGUGAAGUGCUUCCGACGCGAAAUUUGAUGUCGUCAAAUGUGCUGUUGAUGUCCAUUUUUUGUAUUACUUACUGUAAAGGCGGGCUGCUUCUGGCUGUAGUGUUGUAUGAAUAUUCAUGUAGCCAGACCCUCUUGGUUGUAGGGUUUACCAGAUGAUGUAGUCAUGAUUGUAAAUCCCAAACGCGCAAUUGAAUCUGAUCAGAGUAUUGUUAUC
Malus domestica (apple) is the source of this 1846-nucleotide messenger RNA. Its product is annotated as COBRA-like protein 1. Gene Ontology annotation, biological process: cellulose microfibril organization; plant-type cell wall cellulose biosynthetic process. The record is from RefSeq and is a predicted model, not a curated record. Gene Ontology annotation, cellular component: plasma membrane. NCBI's taxonomy places the organism in Eukaryota, Viridiplantae, Streptophyta, Magnoliopsida, Rosales, Rosaceae.